AUGGACAAGUCUGUUAAUGCUUCUUCAGAAACCCAACCCGUUUCUGAACCCCAACCUUCAAUUUCUCUGAAGUUCACCAACAAUUCUCUUCCGAACCCUGCCGACUGGGAACAUAUCGUACUGUCCUUCAAACCGACGAAGUUGGAGAAGAUCAUGGAGAGUGUGGGGAAAUCGCACACCGAGCAGACUCGUUCCCAGACUUGGUCCGUCGUGGGUGAAGCGCUCUCCAACUCUCUGCUUUCCGCCCCAGAUGGCGUAUACAUGCAGAUGACUGCCGUGCUUUUUGGAAAGGACUAUUUUCUCUUCACCCGCAGAGGGAUCAAGCCGGCUGAUGGUGAAGGGGGGAUCCUCGAGGUCAAGAUCAAGCAGAAACAUGAGGGCAGCGAGUGGGAGGCUCGCUGGCGCGUGGCGCGCCCUCACGUAACUCAUUACGUGAGAAACUUAUUGGCUCGUAUAUCCCGGUUGUAUGAAGAGAGGAAGAGGCGGUUGGAACUGAUGUUCAAGGAGGAGAAACCAGAGGACGAGGGGAAGCCGGACGGGCAAUGCGGCUCAUGA
Clonostachys byssicola is the source of this 555-nucleotide messenger RNA. The record is from the annotation of a GenBank genome assembly. NCBI's taxonomy places the organism in Eukaryota, Fungi, Ascomycota, Sordariomycetes, Hypocreales, Bionectriaceae.